This is a messenger RNA of Exserohilum turcica Et28A, 1262 nucleotides long. RefSeq lists its product as uncharacterized. The record is from RefSeq and is a predicted model, not a curated record. Gene Ontology annotation, biological process: alcohol metabolic process. The transcript has a single exon. Lineage: Eukaryota; Fungi; Ascomycota; Dothideomycetes; Pleosporales; Pleosporaceae. Gene Ontology annotation, molecular function: zinc ion binding; alcohol dehydrogenase (NADP+) activity. The coding region runs from base 31 to 1122 and encodes 363 amino acids.
GCACAUUGCACCCCUGCAACACACCCCGCCAUGACAUCUCCCGCAGAGUUCAAUGGCUGGCUAGGCCUCGACAAAACCGCCGCCCAGGGCAACAUGAAGUGGUCCUCGUUCAAGCCCAAGCCCUUCACCGACAUUGACGUCGACAUCAAAAUCUCCCAUUGCGGCAUCUGCGGCAGCGACAUUCACACGCUGCGCUCCGGCUGGGGCUCCACACACUAUCCCACGUGCGUAGGGCAUGAAAUUGUUGGGCACGUCGUUCGUGUUGGAGACAAGGUCACCAAACUCGCACUGGGCGACAGGGUCGGCGUCGGCGCCCAGGCUUUUAGCUGUCUCAAAGACGACUGUGAAGAAUGCCGCGCUGGUCUCGAACAGUACUGCACCCGCACCGUCAACACGUACAAUUCAAAAUACCCCGACGGAAGCUGGAGCAUGGGUGGCUAUGCAGACCAUGUUCGCGUACCCGCGCACUUUGCCAUCAAGAUUCCCGCAGCGCUCAAGAGCGAAGACGCAGCCCCCAUGAUGUGCGGAGGCAUCACCGUCUACUCGCCGCUCAAGACAAAUGGCGCAGGCCCGGGCAAGAAAGUCGGUAUAGUCGGCGUCGGCGGUCUGGGCCAUUUCGGCAUCUUGUUCGCAAAGGCGCUAGGCUGCGACAAGGUCGUCGCCAUCAGCCGGAAGAGAAACAAGGUCCAGGAUGCAAAGGCCAUGGGCGCCACUGACUACAUUGCAACGGCAGAAGACGACAAAUGGGCGCGCAAACACAGUCGCUCACUCGACCUCAUCAUCAGCACCGUCUCGUCACCAGACAUGCCUCUCGAAUCCUACCUGCGACUGCUCCGCACAGGCGGCUCUUUCAUCCAAGUCGGUGCCCCAGAGGACAAACUGCCGCAAAUUUCCGCAUUCGGCUUGAUUGGAAAAGGAUGCAAGAUUGGGGGAAGCUCGGUUGGUAGCCCUGGCGACAUUGAAGAAAUGCUCAACUUUGCUGCUGAGAAAGGUAUCAAACCCUGGGUGCAAAAGCGCAACAUGAAGGAUGCGAACAAGUGUAUCGUCGAUAUGGAGGAGGGACAUGCGCGGUACCGCUAUGUACUAGUUAAUACCGACAACGCGGACCGAGCGAGAAUGUGAGAGCUUUCUUCAAGCUUCUCCCUGUAACCCGGCCUUGCGGUUGGCGAAUCAUGAUUGUUUUGUUAGCAUUUACAGCUACAUAUGCCUUACACUCAACAAUCCAACCACAAAAACGACCCCGUGGUUCCGUCGAAUUCUAC